This is a messenger RNA of Tupaia belangeri chinensis (Chinese tree shrew), 3601 nucleotides long. It is a transcript of the gene TP53TG5, whose product is annotated as TP53 target 5. NCBI's taxonomy places the organism in Eukaryota, Metazoa, Chordata, Mammalia, Scandentia, Tupaiidae. The record is from RefSeq and is a predicted model, not a curated record. Bases 622 to 1377 code for a protein of 251 amino acids. The transcript is spliced from 5 exons.
CUUAACCACCACGCCACCAGCUGGCCCCUAGAUUUUGUUUUCGAGAGCUAAUUAUUAAACAUCUACAACCACACAGUGUUGUUUCCCCAUUCACUAGAGUGGACACUUCUUGAGAGUAAGAAUCUUCUUUUAUUCCAGAGCUUAGAAAAGCACUGGCUUGCAGCUCAAUUCAUGUGACAUGAAAGAUGAGCAGAUGUUAGGAACCCUGGUGCCAUGGGUUGACUGUCAAACCUUGAUUAAGUUUCUAGCUCCAACAUUUCCCAGCUGUGUGGCUUUGAGUAAAUGAUCCUCUGAACCUUGGCUUCGUUAAAAAAGAGGGGACAAUCCUCUUACCUCUCAGGGAGGUUGUGACAAUGUACACGGCUGCAUGUCACCUACCAUCCAUGUUUCUCCACAGAUGGGAGUCUCCUUCACACCCUCCACCCUCCACCUCUGCUGACACAUACUCCUUGGAGACCCAGCCCUGCUGCUGUCACACAUUUCAGUGAUGUCACAGCUCCCCUCUCUGGGAGCUGCAGCCGCACCACCUGCUACCCAGCCUGAGUGCUGGCUGAACUGAGAGGGGCAGGGCGCAGUGGUGCCUGGUACCAGUCUUGCUCCAUCUGUCCACACAGCCCCAGCAUGAGUCCAUCAGUAAAGAAGAGGCCCAAGAAUAGAGUGGUUUCCAAGAUGCAAGAUGACGAUCCGCAGGACAAGACAAAUCAGCCUGUCAGCAAAAUAAUCAAGCGGACCCGACUGAAAACGGUGUUAAAAAACCUGUCACUCUUGAAGCUACUCAAGAGCUCGAAUCGUCGGAUCCACGAACUGCAUUCCCUGGCCAGAAGGUGUUGGCGUUCGCUGCUCAGAGUUCCAAAGAUGCUCUGCAGCUCCUCUGGGGACAACGUCUCCAGUAAAGUGAAGCAAAAUAGUAAGGUGCUCCAGGAGGCAAAGUGCCCCAAGAAUAACCUGGAGUCUCAGAAAGCAGAGUUCACUGGGGAGCCCAAGGAGACAAAGCCCAAGGAGUGGUCAAAGGUGAGGAACAAGGCAAAGAGGUCACCUGAAGGAGUGCCAUCAGAACAGCAGGCGGAGCCUGAGGUCCCAAAGACAUCGAGGGGUCAUGACCUGAACACGGGGGCCCGGGGAAGGCAACCACCCACGGAGGGUCCCCGAGUCAUCUUCCUGAAGACCAACAACCAGAAAACGCCCAUGGGGGACAUGAAGCAGCUGGAUGUAGCUGACCAGUGGAUCUGGUUCGAGGGGCUGCCCACACGAAUCCACCUCCCAGGGCCCCGGGUGAUGUGCAGAUCCUCCGCCCUGCGCUGGGUCAAGCGCUGCUGCACCCGCUUCUGCUCCGCCUCACUCGAGAUGCCCAUGGGCUAUGCAUACAAGGUGGUGUGACCCUGGAUGGGAGCCAGAGGUGCAAGAAGAGGGUGGUGAUCGCUCAGUGAGCUGAACGGGAGGGAUGAGCGGGAAAAUUUGUGAGUCUACAAAUAAAAUCUCUCAUAUGGCACUGGAGAAUACUACCACUGGCUCUGCCUGUCUGAAGCUGGGCAAGUGCCCUGGGAAGAUGUGGGGAGGGAGCUGUGUGUCAGGACUUCAGUCAGGCUUCCCCCACACCCAUUCUCAGACACCCCUCCCCCCCAGUCUACGGAACAAAGAAGCAGGUGAGCUGCACCACGCCCCCAUCUCCGUGAGGGGGGCUCUCUUCUCUAUGAUGUCAGAGAAAGGGAACUUUUGCUGUGGGCUUCCCAGGUGCAAGGUGUCUCACAAUGGCCCUGUAAGCCAAGGGGACAGGAAAUCACACCACCCAAGACUGCGGAUGACUCUCCCUGGCUCACUCAGCUUCACUCAGCUAGAAGCGGCAGGAAGAACUCUGGCCGAGGUCUCCUGGCUGCUGCUCCCCAUUCCAUCUUCCCAAGAAAGGAAGAGGGCCUACCCAGAAGUCACCGGGUGGGCACCAUGCACGUGCACUGGGCCCUGACCAUCUCGUGACAAUAAAUGGGUGUAGCUGGACCUCCGAAUGGCAUCCCCAGUCCCACCCCCACCUGAGUUUCAGAUCAUGGAAAACACCGGGUCGGGCCGGGUCUGGGGGAGUUGGUACUGCGUCCCUACUGCUCCAGCGCGACAUGCUGUAUCCACUCUCAACCCAGUCUGGUCAUGGUCACUUCUGUCAGUAGGCUUCAUAGGGCCUGUACAUACGGCUUGGGAGAGGAAAAUCAGGGGCGCCCAAGCUUUGUCCAGAAGAUUAUAAUCCUCCUUUCUACCUGAAGGCAAGCUGCACGAGCCCUGGGAAGGGCCAUGGAGCUAUUGAGGGGCCAGAGCCCUCCCAGGGAGAGAGAUCUGUUUUGGAGAGAGAGAACAAUGUCAAGGACUCCCCCUUAAUCUGGCCCGCUCAAACCGCUCCUCCCCACUAGUGCUCAACAUAGAGACUAGCCGUCUGCAGCUGGCCCAGAGAGCCAUGCGGACCAGUACAUGCCUGCCCGUGCCUCUGUACGCACCGCACCGCUGUGGUUCAGCUUGGUAAGGCACUCUGCUGCGCACUCCCUAAAUACCCUGCGCUCUCCCUACCUACCACCUGCUCUAUUGCAACCCUUGGAUCUUUGCGUAGCAUUCCCCUGCCUCCACCCCAGUACCCUCAGUUCUAGCUGUCUCCACUCAGCUUGCUUUCCAGUCCAUAUCCCUAGUCGUCCCCACUUCCAGUUCCCCUGCUGGCUAUCAUCAAUCCCCUCAACAUUCAAAAAUUACCUCUACUCAAGCUUCUUUUCCAAGCACCUUCCAUUCCAUCAACCUUUUCAUGAACGCCUAUCCAGAGCGCACGAUCCGCCUGCGCUCAAGCCAGCGUGUUCCCAACAAAAAAUUAAAAUCCUUUCUAGUCUUUGUGAGAGCCUGGCCAGAAAAGGCCAAGUGGAGGAGGGAAUGGGGUGAGCUUAGAGAGACUGGCAACUGCUGCUUUGCACCACAGAUAAUGGGGGUUGGGCCCCUGGCUGCACAAGGGCAAUGCCACCCUACUGGGGGGCAGGAGGGUAGAGAGGAAGAGGGGCCAGGGACUCUGUGCCCAGGCUGGUGCCCAGGAACAAAGACCACAGGCUGUUCUGGUGAGUGAAUCCCAGCAGAUCUCUUCCAGCCUCAUCUCCACCUACCCUGGCAUUCAUGCCUCUGGUGACCUGCCUUCAGCAAUCCCACAAUCCAGGUCCCCCAUUACCAUCCUCUCUUUGUUAAACCACUUCAACCUAAGGCUUCACUUCCAGGCUCAGUAAGAUCCUGCUUUAUGGAGAAGGUCACUCCAGAAAUGGCUCCCUAGUGGUAAACUGGGUGGAAAAAUUUAAAGUGUUUGAAUCUGAGCUUAUAUUGGUUAGCUUUUUAACGAGUCACAUGGAUUAUCUGGGCUUAUUUCAACUGUUUGUGAAACAGGGAUACCAAUAUCAAUGCCAGUGGGUUUUAGGAGAAUAACGCUUGCUGUAGGUGAAAAUGGUUUGGCUCUCUGCCAUAAUAAAGCCUGAAGCCAGUAAUAACUCACUCUGUUUCUCACUUCUGAGCAGCUACCUAAUUGGCUGUCUUCAGGAGCCAGCUGCUUAACAAGCCAACAUUCACCACUUUUUUGUGUGUGUUUUUUUUUUUUUUU